UAAUUAAUUUUAAAAAAAUCGUCAAAAUUCCCCAAACCAUUCCCAUAUAUUUCCCACAUCACUAUAGCAUUACUGAACAAUUUCUCAAAACCCUCAAAAAAAUAAAAAAAAAAUGGGAGUAGUGAUCAUAGACGGAUCAACAAUUCGUGACUUCAUUAACGACGAAGCAGCAUUCACAAAAGCAAUAGAUAAAGGAUUUACCGAUUUAGACCUCAACAACGACGGCGUUUUAUCCAAAUCGGAGCUUCGUAAAGCGUUCGAAUCUCUGAGGCUAAUCGAAUCUCACUUCGGCGUUGAGGUGGCCUCCACGCCGGAAGAACUGGGCAAACUCUACGACUCGAUAUUCGAGAAGUUCGAUUAUGAUCAUAAUGGGACUGUGGAUAGAGAGGAGUUUGGGAAUGAGAUGAGGAAAAUUAUGAUGGCGAUUGCUGAUGGACUUGGUUCGUCACCCAUUCAAAUGGCGUUAGAUGAUGGUGACCACAGUUUGAUCAAGCAAGCUGCUGAUCUAGAAGCAUCUAAGCUUCCUGCCUAAUUAGGAGUCCUAUAUAUACCGCUUUUGAUUUGUUGAGCAAUAAGUUUUUUUUUUUUUUUCCUCUUGUUUCAACUUUCAAUUUCUGUGUGUAAGAACCUUAGUUUGUGUGGUGUUGCUAAAUCUGUAUUUUUACGUCCUAAUUUUGCUAAGUUGGUUUGAAGAUAAAUAUGUCUUCGUAUUCACAGUUG
Messenger RNA from Lycium ferocissimum, 720 nucleotides. RefSeq lists its product as uncharacterized. NCBI's taxonomy places the organism in Eukaryota, Viridiplantae, Streptophyta, Magnoliopsida, Solanales, Solanaceae. Gene Ontology annotation, molecular function: calcium ion binding. The transcript has a single exon. Bases 113 to 532 code for a protein of 139 amino acids. The record is from RefSeq and is a predicted model, not a curated record.